CAUUGUCUAAUUUGGGCUGGUCCCUAGAAGGGACUUUUGUGUCCCUCUGAGUGUUGGAACUACUCUCAGAAUUUGGAGUCUAUUGUAAUGGGAGGGACUUGAGCCAGGAGUGACUUGUUUAGGAUGUUGUUAUUGGAGGGGUCUGCUCAUGCACUAUUUAACAUUUGGCUAAAGCUCAUUCCUGUGCUGGGCCUGAGAAGGUACUUCUUAUAAUGUUUCUGUCCAUCAUACUAGCAAUAAAGCAUCCUUGGAUUCUGUAAACCAGAGUGGACUAGUUUUUCAUCCUUCCCAGGCUACAGCCAGGAAGUUGAAGUGUGACAGGUUGGGCCAGGCAAGGCUGGAUUAAAUAUUAACACAGUUGUCAUUACUGCUCACAGGAGCAAGUGCCCCAAAGCCAAGCUGCAGAGCUGUUUGGUGGCCCCAGGCUGACCGGUAGACAUGGCUCAGUUUGUCCAGGUCCUGGACGAAAUAGGUGACUUCAAUCGCUUCCAAGUACGGCUGCUGAUACUGCUGAGUAUCCCCAACUUCCUGUCUGCUUUCUACAUGUUUGCCCAAGUCUUUAUGAUCCAGGAUGAGGCCCACUACUGCUCAGUGGCCUGGGUCAAGAACCAUACUUUGAACCUGAGUGCUGCCGAGCAGCUGACACUGAGUGUGCCCCUGGAUGCUGCAGGCAGUCCUGAGCCCUGCCUCAUGUUCCGGCCUCCUCCUGACAAUGCCAGCCUGGAGGACAUUCUCAGCCACCGCUUCAAUGAGACGCAGCCCUGCGAGGCAGGCUGGGAGUAUCCUGAACAUGGGCCCCUGUCCCUACAGAAUGAGUUCAACCUGGUUUGUGAUCGGAAGCACCUGAAGGAGACCUCACAGUCCGUGUACAUGGCCGGGCUCCUCGCUGGGUCUCUAAUCUUUGGGCCUCUCUGUGACUGGAUUGGCCGCAGGGCCACUAUCCUGGUGCAGCUGUUCCUCUUUGCCAUCUUCGGUCUGAGCACAGCCUUUGUGCCCAGCUUCGAGCUCUACAUGGUCCUGCGUUUUGCUGUGGCCACUGCUGUCGCUGGGUAUACCUUCAGCAACGUGACCCUACUUACAGAGUGGGUGGGGCCCUUGUGGAGGACUCGAGCCGUGGUCCUGGCCCAGUGCGCCUUCUCCGUGGGUGAGAUGGCACUGGCAGGACUCGCCUAUGGCAUCCGAAACUGGAGGCAUUUCCAAAUGGCUGGCACUGCACCUGUCUUGCUGCUCUUCUUCUACUUCUGGGCUCUGCCAGAAUCAGCACGGUGGCUUCUGACCCAGGGGAGGGUAGAGGAGGCGAGACAAGUGAUCCAGAAGGUGGCCUCUGUCAACAAGCGGAAACUCUCUCCAGAGCUCCUGAGCCAGCUGGUUGCAGAGAAGACAGGCCCCUCGGGGAAUGCCUUGGAUCUGUUCAGACACCCCCAGCUCUGGAAGAUGACCCUGAUCCUCUGCUAUGUCUGGUUUGUGGACAGCCUGGGAUACUAUGGCUUGAGCCUCCAAGUUGGUGACUUUGGCCUGGAUAUCUACCUGACGCAGCUAAUCUUCGGAGCAGUUGAAGUGCCCGCCCGCUACUCCAGCAUCUUCAUGAUGCAAUGGUUGGGCCGCAAGUGGAGUCAGAUGCUCAGUCUUGUUCUGGGUGGCCUCAUGUGUAUUGCCAUCAUCUUUGUCCCAGCAGAUCUGCCUGUGGUGGUCACCGUGCUGGCCGUGGUGGGCAAAUUUGCCACGGCCUCUGGAUUUACCAUCUCCUACGUAUACUCUGCUGAGCUCUUCCCCACCAUCAUCCGGCAGACGGGCAUGGGGCUGAUGGGCAUCUUCUCAAGGAUUGGAGGGAUCCUUACCCCUCUUGUGAUCCUGCUGGGCGAGUACCAGGCGGCCCUCCCUAUGGUCAUCUAUGGCAGCCUCCCCAUUGGGGCAGGCUUACUCUGUGCUCUGCUGCCAGAGACACGUGGCCAGCCCCUGAAGGACACCAUCAGCGACUUGGACCAGGGUCCCCACCCACGGCCUCCAGGGUCAGCACCUUCAGAAAAGGGAACAGAGGCCUCAGAAAGCACUUCCAGCCCAGGGGUGACUUUUGUGAGCAGUACGUACUUCUGAUUGUGUCUCUGGAGCUGGAGUAGCAGCAGUAGCGAGCUACCUGAACACCCCCUGGAAAAGCCUGGGGCCUGCCCACAAGCCCCACCUCACAGAUAGAGGCAGCACACCCUGGCCUGGUCCCCAUGCCAGCCACUGGCUGCUUAGUCCCUAGGCAUCCGGGUGGGCUUCUCUCUUCUCGUUGCUUCUCAUCAACUUCCCCACCCCAGCAUACUCCCAAGCCCUGUUCUGGGGUAGGAUCUUAGGUAUAUCUUGGGCUUUACUUGUUCUCUGACAGUCUUGUGAGAGUAUGGCUCCUCUGCUCUUCUCAAUCUGGGCUCCCCCUGCUCUCAAAACAGAUAAGCUCAGAACAGAGCAGAUGCUUUACAGCCUUUCCAAGGAUGUGGCAGUAGAAGGAGAGAAAAUUGAAGCUGCGGUGUACAUCUAUCCAGUGAGAGAUAAGGCUGUGGAUGAGGAGAAGGUUGUAGUUCCUUCUAGUGGCUGGGCCAGGCUUGGGUGGGGCUAAUGAGACAAUAAAAGGCAAGCAGAGGGCAAAAGAUAAACUGACACUCCACAUCUCCCCUCCCCCAAAGAUGAAAGUGGGAUAUUUGUGACAUUGCUCAGGCCCUCAGGACUGACCAAGAAUGAAGGAAGGAAAAGGCAAAUGGUCACCUGAUAAUAGAUCACAGUUUUUACAAGAAAAGCACAAUCUGGAGAAUAGUCAUGUAACUAUAGUUAUAUAGUUUAUAUAUAAACCUAUAGACUCAAUUUCCUGGAGCCGUAAUGUCACAUAUUCUUCCAUUGGAUAAGAAACUCUAUGUAAUCAGCCAUUCCUCAUGCUUAGACCUCAGCCUUUUCUGCCCACAGGUCCUCUUGCUGUGCUUUAAUAAAAUCACCUUUGUUUGCACUGAAAACGUCUCAAGAAUUCUUUCUUGGUCACUUGCUCUUGGACCCAAACUCCAAAUUAUAUCAUUUUGGUGCCCAGUGUGCAGCUUGAGGCUUCUCAUCUGGACUCUGAGCCUUGUGCAAACCCAGUGAAUACCUCUUCUUGCUCUCCCUUUACUUUCAUUUCAGGGGCUUUUCAAGGAGUAUUGUCUUAUUGGAACACUUUCACAUUCAUUACUGAGGCUGCAAUCCUCUAGCCUGUGGCUACUCUAUGGGGAGGAGAAAGAUUGCCUUUUGGCUAGAAGUUAGUACAUUGGUCAGAAUGGUAAUAAGACCCAAAAACUUGAUGCCUUCCUCUUUGUUUCUGUCCUUAUACAACAUGAUCUUUCUUCAGCACAGGACAGCCACUGAAGUCUCUAGGACGGCUGCCAGUUGAAAGACUGCCAUGUGAGGUUUCCUCUUCAUUGGUCUAAUGUGAUUCUCUAGACAUUUCUGGUGUAGCUGCUUUUGGUUGCGAGAACUCUGCUCAGAGCUGGCUGAAACCAGUACCCAAUUUGAUUAAAACACAA
This is a messenger RNA of Canis lupus familiaris (dog), 3524 nucleotides long. It is a transcript of the gene SLC22A13, whose product is annotated as solute carrier family 22 member 13. The coding region runs from base 439 to 2094 and encodes 551 amino acids. The transcript is spliced from 10 exons. The record is from RefSeq and is a predicted model, not a curated record. Gene Ontology annotation, biological process: transmembrane transport. NCBI's taxonomy places the organism in Eukaryota, Metazoa, Chordata, Mammalia, Carnivora, Canidae. Gene Ontology annotation, molecular function: transmembrane transporter activity. Gene Ontology annotation, cellular component: membrane.